Oryzias latipes (Japanese medaka) is the source of this 866-nucleotide messenger RNA. RefSeq names its product apoptosis-associated speck-like protein containing a CARD. Gene Ontology annotation, biological process: regulation of apoptotic process. The record is from RefSeq and is a predicted model, not a curated record. Lineage: Eukaryota; Metazoa; Chordata; Actinopteri; Beloniformes; Adrianichthyidae.
UCUUAGCGCGAGGACCCAGAUGCUGGAACCCAGAAGGAUGACAGGGUGCCGGAGUCUGUCCUGGCCACUUGUGAGCGAAGGCGGGGAACAUCCUGGACAGGUGUGAAACAGUCAGAGCUGAUCAGAGGAACGCUGCAGAAAACAUCAGUGAGCAUAUGUGCUGUGAAAAAUGGCUGCUGGAAACAAUGCAGAGGAAGUUAAACCUGAGCUCAGACGCAGACAGGAGGCAGAGAGAAGGGCUCCAGCCGCCGCUGGACUCAGGGAUCACUUCCAAUAUAAGCGAGGAACAUUAAUGGACGCACAUGUCAUCGCAGGAUACAGACACAGAGACCCAUUAAACAACAUCCACUCAAAAGAGUUUGUGCAAAAAUACAAGAUGGAGUUGAUCACAAGCGUGGCCGACCCUGAUCCUCUGUUUGAUCUACUCCUCCAUAAGAAAGUUCUCAGUGAUCAUUCCUAUUCUGAAAUCAAAGCUCUGCCUACUGAUGAAAAGAAGAUGAGUAAACUGCUGAUGGGACCGUACCUGGAGGCCAAACCAGCCUGUGACAUCGUCUACGAUUUCCUGAAAAAGGAACAGCCGUAUCUCGUCUUUGAUCUUUUGCAAAAAUAAACAAAGUCUUUCUAGUUUUGAAAGAUGUGGAGGAAAAUUUGUGCCAAAAAAAUGAAAACUAAAGUCACAGUUUUGACCCCAAAAAAACUCCAAACUACUGUUAAAAUGUUAAAGACAUAACUUAGUACAUUCCAAACGAAACAAUGAAAUGUUUGUGAAACUCCAUAUGAGCUUUUAAAUGUCUUUUAAACAAUUUAAAUAAGUGUUUGCAUUUGCAACAUUCAAAAACCUGGAUAAAAUUGUUUCAUUUCUUCCA